This is a messenger RNA of Quercus lobata, 999 nucleotides long. RefSeq names its product protein FAR1-RELATED SEQUENCE 5-like. NCBI's taxonomy places the organism in Eukaryota, Viridiplantae, Streptophyta, Magnoliopsida, Fagales, Fagaceae. Gene Ontology annotation, molecular function: zinc ion binding. The transcript has 2 exons. The record is from RefSeq and is a predicted model, not a curated record. Bases 1 to 999 code for a protein of 332 amino acids. Gene Ontology annotation, biological process: regulation of DNA-templated transcription.
AUGAAUAAGAAGACUCCUAUUUCGGUUGUGACUGAUGGGGACAAAGCAAUGAGUGCAGCUAUUAAAAGUGUUUUUCCAGAGUCUCGACAUCGUUUAUGUGUGUGGCAUCUUGAUAGGAAUGCUUUUGCAAAUCUACCAAAUACGGAAGCAUAUCAAAGUUUUAUCACGUGUAUGGUACGAUAUGUUACACCAGAUGAAUUUGAAGACAUGUGGAAGAAAAUGGUUGACAAACACAAUUUACAUAACCAUGAAUGGUUGCAUGAAAUGUAUGCAAAAAAAAGGAAAUGGGCAGAAGCUUACAUGAGAGGUCAUUUUUUUUCCGGCUGCAGGAGUACACAACGUUGUGAAGCCAUGAAUGCAUUCUUUAAUAGAUACAUGAAUAGAAAGACUAGGCUUUAUCAGUUGUUCCAACAAGUUGAUAGAGCACUUACAUGUAUUAGACACAAUGAGAUGGGGGCAGAUUUUAGUUCAAAUUAUACUGAACCUAUUCUGAUUAGUAAGUUAGUUAAAAUUGAGAAGCAUGCUGCUAAUAUAUUGACAAGGGAGAUGUUCAGUAUGGUUCAGGAAGAAAUAAUGAAUGAACAAACAUUCAUUGUGCUUGAUAGCAUAGAGAGUGAAGGUUAUCGCACCUAUACCUUAACUCAAUAUGAAUGUCCUAACUCAAAAUGGGAGGUUGUGUAUUAUCCAAAAGAUCAACAUAUGAAGUGCUCAUGUUUGCUAUUUGAAUCGUAUGGAUAUCCUUGUGCGCACUUAUUUGCUAUUAUAAAGGCUGAACAUUUGAAACAGAUUCCACCGUCAUGUAUAUUGAAGAGAUGGCUAAAAAUUGCAAAGUCUGACCUAUCUGACAAACAUGAAUCCCAAAUUUCUCCGGACGUCAUAAGUAUGGCACGGUUUAGUGCAUUAUCUUUCAGUUGUAGUCAGAUGUGUUUCUUUGCCUCAAGAACAAAAGAAGGCUUUGAAGAAUUGAAGGUUGAAAUAGCAAGCUAUUGUAAAGACUAA